Messenger RNA from Danio aesculapii, 1508 nucleotides. RefSeq names its product gastrula zinc finger protein XlCGF57.1-like. Gene Ontology annotation, biological process: regulation of transcription by RNA polymerase II. The record is from RefSeq and is a predicted model, not a curated record. Gene Ontology annotation, molecular function: RNA polymerase II cis-regulatory region sequence-specific DNA binding; DNA-binding transcription factor activity. The coding region runs from base 126 to 1349 and encodes 407 amino acids. Lineage: Eukaryota; Metazoa; Chordata; Actinopteri; Cypriniformes; Danionidae. The transcript is spliced from 3 exons.
AUUCUGCGCCCGGUGCUCCUGUGCGAUUUAACCAAAGGAUGCAACAAAUGAAAGGGUGAAGUGUCUACGCAAAGAAAAAAGUCCUGGAGAAGUGAGAUUCAACUCUUUAUUAUACUAUUAUAAAGAUGGCGUUUAUUAAAGAGGAGAGUGAAGAUGUGAGGAUUGAAGAAACAUUCAGACUCAAACAUGAAGAUCCACAGGAACAAACGGGGCUGAUGGUGCUGAAAGGAGAGACUCAGAACCUGAAUGAAUUUGUAGAGAAAGAUCAGAAUGAGGAACACCAAGCUUUAUUCAUUGAAGAAAAACCCACGAUAACUAGAAACACUUCGCGUAAAAAGGCGAAGAAAACCAAACCUUUCAUCUGUCAUUGUGGAAAACGCUUCAGUCAAAAAAGCAACCUUAAAGUCCACAUGAGAGUUCACACAGGAGAGAAGCUUGCAACAUGCGAUCAGUGUGGAAAGAGAUUCACUCACAAACAAAACCUUAAAGUGCACAUGAGAGUUCACACCGGAGAGAAGCCGUUUCCCUGCCAGCACUGUGGAAAGACAUUCACGCAGUUCCAAACCCUUAAAUUUCACAUUACCGUUCACACCGGAGAGAAGCCGUACACCUGCCCUCAUUGUCCAAAGAGUUUUGAUCGAAAGAAAAAAUGUGAAAAGCACAUCAGAGUUCACACCGGAGAGCAACCAUUCGCCUGCCAACAGUGUGGAAGGAGCCUCGCUAGUAAAGAUCUGCUUAAGAAACACAUGAAAAUCCACACCGGGGAGAGACCGUACACCUGCCAAGAAUGUGGAAAGAGUUUCACUGAAACAGAACGCCUUAGAAUCCACAUGAGAAUUCACACCGGAGAGAGACCUUACACUUGCUCGCAAUGCGGGAAGAGUUACACGCAGAAAAACUGCCUUGAUUACCACAUGAGGAUUCACACCGGGGAGCGACCUUACAACUGCACACAGUGUGGUAAAAGCUUUAAAUGUAAAACCUCCCAAAUUCGCCACAUGAAUAUUCACACUGGAGAGAAGCCGUUCACGUGUGUCCAAUGUGGAAAGAGUUUUGCGCAAGAGUUUCACCUUAGGAAUCACGUUAUUUGUCACACCGGAGCGAAACCUUUUACAUGUGACCAGUGUGGAAAGAGUUUUACGCGUAAAGAUAACCUUAAAGAGCACAAGACGAUUCACACAAAUGAUAAAUCGUUUAUAUGCGAUCAGUGCGGAAAGGGUUUUACACGUAAAGACUACCUAAGCCAGCACAUGAAGAUUCACACAAAACAGAUUGUAUGUCCCCGGUGUGGAAAGAGUUUCGCUCAGAAAAGGAACUUCAACUUACACACUGCCAGGUGUAGCGUCUGAGAUCGAUCAGACACUUAUAUGUAUGACUUACCAGAUAUAAUAAACAGCACCCCUCACCCAACAACCAGGCCAUGUGGUAUUCAUUCUCCCUCAAUACCUCAACUCAGAGCAAGUCUCUGAUAACUGUGGCAAGGUCAAGGUAAGGGUUUAUGGCACUAA